Amphibalanus amphitrite is the source of this 3460-nucleotide messenger RNA. RefSeq lists its product as uncharacterized. The coding region runs from base 17 to 3460 and encodes 1147 amino acids. The record is from RefSeq and is a predicted model, not a curated record. The transcript has 18 exons. NCBI's taxonomy places the organism in Eukaryota, Metazoa, Arthropoda, Thecostraca, Balanomorpha, Balanidae.
UGGAUGGCUGGAUAUAAUGUGGCAGCCACUGUCCGCAAACCUGCACAACGGAGAGACGCCUGUCAUUUCCAGACUGCCGGUGGACCGGUUCGCCCUGGAGGUGCUUCAUAGAGAGGGCUCCGAGCACGUGGCCAGUCGCGGAGAGACCACGGGCACGCGCUGGACGGUGGCACGGCCACUGUGGGGCGCCGCGUACGAGCUCCUGCUGUGGGUGCAGAUUGCUGGCGUGCAGUUCCCCUGGGCUCAGUACAGCGUGCGCGCCAAACUCGGCUGUCCGGACGGCCAGCAGCGCUGCGCUGCCGACGGCGCAGUGUUCGAGCUGCCCGAUGUGCUGUUGUCGUCCUGGGACAGCGCAAACAAUACGCUGACGGCCAACUGGUCGAUGACAUCACAUGGCUGGCGCGUGCCUGAGUUUAUGUUCUCAGUGGUUGUCAGCGAAGCUGGGUCGGGGAUCACCAAUCAGAUAAUCAGCUCGUCAGUGACCGGGCGGGAUAUGCCCAACCUGGCCAGCGAUCAGGAUUAUGAGGUGUUCAUUACACCUGUGGUACCUGAGCUCACGUCGCCCCCAACCUUUCAUCGUAAAGUUGUGCUUGUUUCGACGUCUCCUGCUCAGUCGGCCGAGCUGUCUAAAAUCGUGGAGCAAGGAGGCAGCAGCUCAUCCUCUGUCGCAGCGGUGACCGCGGACGUAUCGCUGCGCGCCUGGCCGCGCUGGGCCGGCGACAUCGCCGUCCAGUGGCGGCCGGCCGUGCUGCGCGGGGAUGGCGGCGACCUGCCGGCCUCCGCCUACCGGCUGGUCGUGUCCGCCGACGGGCGCCAGCUGCGCUCCGACCUCGUGGACGGAGCACGCACCGCGGCCGUCUUCGAGUGGCGCUACACCGGCACCGUGGCAGCCGGCACCGAGUACCGCAUCCACGUGGAGUGCUCCUUCCCGACCAGAAACUUCUCCUGUGGCGCUGUCACCGUGACGCCUACGGCCCCGGAUGCCGCCACACCCACUGACUCCGGCUGGCUGGUGCUGGACGUGCCCGAGCCAGCCGGCUCCUGGGCAGAGGCCAGCAGCACGUGCCAGAGGCGCGGCGGCCACCUGGUGGCGGUCACCUCCGCGGACAGACAGCAGCAGCUGACCGACCUGCUCGAGAGGCGGGGGCUGUCGCAGGCCUGGAUCGGACUCAGCGUCUGCCCGCCUUUCACGGGCGCUUGGUCAGACGGAUCGCGCGCCCGGUUCGAAGACAUGGGCACGCCACCGCCCGCGGCGGCCGGCGAGUGUUGCGUCAAGCUGUUCCGCACGGAAGACGUGACCAGCGGCACGGUGCACUACCAGUGGAGGAUGGACAUGUGCCAGUCUGUGCUCCCACCCAUCUGCGCCUCCCGCGUCGAAGGAGAGCUGCUGAACCCGGUGGAGAACCUGACGGCCAGGUCCGAGUACCCUCUCAGCCUGGACCUGUCGUGGCAGCCGCGCAGUUCCGGGUGGGCGCCCAGUUCCUGUCUGAUUCAGGUGUGUCCCACUAGGGACCUGUCGCAGCGCGAAACGUCGCUGACGCUUCCCUGCACCAACUGGACCUCCUCAGACGGGCGCCAAGCUCACAUUUCCGGACUUCCGGGAUACCACGAGUUUCAAGUGACCGUCUGGAGCCAGCUGGCUUCGAUACAGUCCACGGAAGCCGCCUAUGUGACAGCUAGAUCACUGUCGCUGCUGCCGCUGAGUGUGGCCAUCUCCCGCUCCGGCCUGCUGACGGCCGUCUGGCAGCGGAAGGUCGUGGCCGGCGCCGGGGACCAGGCCGUCGACGUGGUCCUCCGGCGAAUGGAUGUGGCUGAGCCGCCGUCGCCCAGUGUGCAGGCCCUCUCGCAGGCUCUGGCCGCCGCCCAGCGGGCUGCGGAUCUGGAAGCUGACGGCGCGGCGAGCGCUGUCGGGGCGGCCACUGCCGAGUCGCUGAGUAGGCUGAGCACGGACCGAGCGCGGCGCCAGCCGUCCGACAACAUCCGCUGGUCGGGCCUGGAGUUGGGCGCCCGCUACCUGCUGGCGCUGUUCGACGCCGACUCCAACGACACCACCGACUACGUGGCAUUCAGCGCCGGGCCCACCUGUAUGUCCGGCGAGUAUCAGCUGGGCGCCCUCUGUUUCUGGCCGUCCCAGGAGGCGGCGACAUACUCAGAGGCUCUGUCCACGUGCGACACCAGCGGCGACGCCCGACCGGCCAGCGCCAGCCUGAGGGCUCGCCCGUGGGUGGCCCCCAUCGCCACCAGAGAGGAGUACCAGCUGGUCAAAAACAUCUCUCUCGUGCUGAACAAGAGCUUCUGGGUCGUCCAACGGGAGAAGCGACGUCGCCGCCGUGACUUGACCCGACGCUCAGAGCCCGGAGAUGUUGAGCUGCUACCCGGCUUCAAGGAGCCGCCCCCUGAGCCGACCUCGGACCCACUGGCCGAGCUGCUUUCUGAGGAUCUGGCGGUGAACACAGCCGAAGAGAACUUUACCGAAAUGGACGCCGCUGCAGAGUCCGACGUGGAGUUUUCCGAGCCGACAGUCCUAAAGCCAUGCACGUAUGUGCAGCAGGACCGCAGCGGCAUCCAGGCCUCCACGAGCAGCUGCGAUCAAGAAAUGCAGGCCAUGUGCAGCACCAACAUAACAGUAACGUUGCCAGAGUUCCGGGAGAGUGACCUCCGCAUCGAGCCGAGCAGCUCUCGCAUCCGCAUCGACUGGAUUGUGCCGGAGGCGUGGUCGGCCUCCUACCUGGUGACCGUGUACAAGCGCCCGCCGCCUACCCCCGGCGGCGCCGAGACAGGCGCCGCCAGGACCGGCCACGACGUUCGCAUCAAACGCGCCGCCACCAGCGACACCUACAAGUCACCACCAGUGGUGCUGGAAGAGCUGGACGAGAACGCCCUGUACGAGGUGACGAUAGUUCGUGACUCGGCUGGAAAACAGACCAUGGUGGGACCUAUCAUCAUUCGCGCUUUGGAUCCUCCGCGUCAGCCAUCAAUGUUCCCGGUGGACGAUGGACCGCGCAUGUGUUUGGCGCUCAGCUACGUCAUAGUGAUGGUGACCGGCCUGCUGGUCGCCAUUAUCCUGCUGCUGGCCAGAGUGCCCGUUCCCGAGGGCAUCUACCAGGUGACGGUGGCCAUCACGGUGUCGGUCGGGUAUCUGUUUGUGCUGCUGUCGCACGGCGGCCCGCUGUCGGCGGGCGGCACGGCCGGCUGCCGCGCGGCCGCCGCCAUCACCCACCUGGCCUUCUCGGUGGCACUGGCGGCCGUCCUGCUGCUGGCGCUGGCGCUGCCCGGCCUGCUGGGCGGCGCGGCCGGCCGCUUCCCCGGCAGACACGCCUGGGCGGUGCCGCUGCUGGCCGCCGGGCCGCAGACGGCCGUGGUCAUGCUGCUUAUCGCCGCCGCCGUCGACUCUCGCGGAUACGUGGACGCCGCCCCAGACGUGAGUCGGACGCCAUACCACCCCAGCGCGACUGGUUAA